Daphnia pulicaria is the source of this 2202-nucleotide messenger RNA. RefSeq names its product facilitated trehalose transporter Tret1-like. The transcript has 6 exons. Gene Ontology annotation, cellular component: membrane. Gene Ontology annotation, biological process: carbohydrate transport; transmembrane transport. The record is from RefSeq and is a predicted model, not a curated record. Gene Ontology annotation, molecular function: sugar transmembrane transporter activity. The coding region runs from base 572 to 2191 and encodes 539 amino acids. Lineage: Eukaryota; Metazoa; Arthropoda; Branchiopoda; Diplostraca; Daphniidae.
GGGUCCAUAUGGAUAUACAACUUGCAACAGGUAAAAAUAAAUGUGGUUUUUUAACUAUUGAUUCUAGGGAAACAGUCGCGCAGGAAAUGCCGAUUUUUCGGUAAAUAUCUCACAGCUUCUAGACGACGUUGACAAAAAAUCUACAGAAACACAAAUGCGCAGCAUGCAUGAAUGACGUGUGUCAAUUCGUACGUCAUGUUACACUGUUACAGUCCAGAGUGAAUGAAGACUAUAUCCGGUACAGCGACCGCACCGCGCAUCUGUGUCUGUAAGGUUACUGAAGAAAUUGCGGUUAAGUUGUGCAUGCGCUGGCUACGUGCACGAAGCGAAUUACAUAAACUUGCGAUCUAAAAGUGUCACGUAGUCAACUAUCCCGGUUACAAGGUAUAAGUAAUAUUCUAAUGUCUGCAGAGCUUACCACUAGACAGUGGACACACAUGAACAGGUACAUACUUAUACUUGAAAGAUAAAAUCUAUCCGUGUGUAUUUAAUAGUAAUAUGUAAACUGCUUGACAAGAUUAUAAAUUUUAACUUCUCGGUACUUAAUAAUCAUUACUUAAUUUUUUCAAUAAUGAAGGAAAAUAUGGAUGAGGUAAAGAAUCCUCCUUGCGUGGCCAUUGAUCUUGCAGUGAAUAACGCCGCGUUCAUCGGAGAUGAUGGGAAAGUAAUUGAUGUAUCCUUAAUUGAUAAUAAUAUACCCCCCAAAACAUCAGGAAAACAAGAAAUCGACUACUCUACGGCAACGAAAACUACGCAGUUUGGAGCCUCACUAGCUGCUGCUUUCAGUGCGUUUCUUUUGGGAACAACUUUCGGUUGGUCAUCACCCGUUCAGCCACAAUUACAACAAGUUUAUACAACUUUUCGGAUGAAUGACUUAAAUCAGACAAGUCUAUUAUACACACUGCACUUGGAUGGUGAUCAAAUGUCUUGGGUUGGUUCGUUAUUGAAUAUUGGCGCUCUGUUCGGAGCUCUCUGCGGAGGACUUUUAAUGGACAAAUUUGGCCGUCGAUUCGUCCUGAUGACGAUGACCUCACCUUACAUCAUUGGUUGGCUAAUGAUAACACUUGCAUUAGAUCCAAUUAUGUUGUACGUCGGCCGAGUCAUCGUUGGAUUUGCAGGAGGGGUUUGUGCAGCAAUCGCACCUUGCUACAUCGGUGAGGUCUCAACUCCUACCAUGCGAGGAACCGCAGGCUUAUUCUAUUCAAUGAAUCGAGCUUCUGGAAUAUUGGUUACUUCAUGCAUGGGGCUAUGGCUUGACUGGCGUUGGUUAUCGGCCAUUUGUACAAUUCAACCAUUAAUUUUACUUGUUGGUUUGUCCUUCGCUCCUGAAUCGCCAUACUUUUUAAUCAAAAAAGGAAGACAAAAUGAUGCACACAAAGCUAUGCAGUGGCUUCGAGGUCCUAGCUACAGUAUUGAAGCAGAAAUAGAUCAAAUUAAAACUCGAGUUCUGGACGAUUCCCGAGAAGCCCCCAAAUUAUCCGACUUUUAUCAACCCGGGGUGUUUAAACCUAUUCUGAUUGGAGUAGCUUUGAUGAUAUUGCAACAGUUCUCCGGAUUAAACGCUGCAUCGUUCAAUGCCUCGGAAAUUUUCCGGAUUGCAGAUUUGGACUUUAAUCGUCUUAUUGGAGUCGUUAUAAUCAGCGGUGUUCAAGUCGUGGCAGUCGUCUUGUCUUCUUCGCUGCUGGUGAAAAGAUUUUAUCGAAGAACAUUGUUCAUAGUAUCUGUCGGAUUUGCUUGUAUUUCAAUGCUCACCUUAGGUGUCUUCUUUUACUAUCUGGACUCGUCAUCCUCACAAAAUUUAACCAAAUUCAAAUGGAUUCCUUUGGCAUCUCUAAUUGUAUUUUUCGCUGCUGUCGGAAUGGGUUUAGGGGGUCUUCCGUGGCUCAUAUCCAGUGAAAUCCUUCCUGCUAAAUUUCGAGGGCCCGGUAGUUCAAUUGUCGCUUUCUCUAAUUUUCUUAUGUCAUUUAUCGUGACCAAGACAUUUAUCGAUAUGCAACGUUUGAUGACCCAUGCUGGUGUUUUUUGGUUUUAUUCCAGUAUUUGUUUUGUGGGCGUUUUAUUUGGUUUUUUUCUUUUACCCGAGACGAAAGAUAGAACAGCCAAUCAGAUACAGGCUUACUUUAAAAGUGAUAGAAAAUCUGAAGGUCCCCAUUCUGUGUUUCCCUCUGGUGGUGUCAGGACACCUCUGUGAACUAUUUAAAC